CCAUGGAGAUGGGCGAGGGCCGCCCGGGGGUGGCGGCGACGCUGCGGGCGCUGAACGAGGCCCUUGGGCGGCCCGCCGCGCUCUGGGUGAAGGAGAGCGGCGCCCGCAACCUGCGCCACCGGGAUUUCUUGGCGCCGCGGGCCGCGCUGAGCGCCGCCUUUCCCGGCGGGCAGGUGCCCCCCGAGGCCGUGUCGGCGGUGUCGUCGCUGCGGGGCCCAGCAGUGCUGCCGCUGCGGGUUUGCCGGCAGACGGCGGCGGGACUAGAGGUGCAGGUGCGGCGCCCUGAGGCCUUCCAGCGCCUGCUGGGUCCUCUGCCGGGCCCGGCCCCCACCGCGGCGGGGACGCGGACGGGCUGUGUGGUGCUGCACUGCCCGGCCCUGCGCAGCCCCGCCGCUCUGCAGCCCCGCCACCUGCGCUCCGUCCUUCUGGCCGACCACCUGGCCCAGCUGCUGCGUGCCCAGGGGGUGGACGUCCGCCUGGUCCCUGCCCUCAGCGAGGAGAGGAGCUGGGAUGUCCUGCGGCAGCUCCGCAUCCAGUGGCCCUCUGACUGCGGUGGCUCGUCCCUCACUGACACCGUCUCGGCCUUGAAAGCAGUGCUGGGCCGGUGCCCCUGUGCCGCAGCCUGUGAGCAGGGGCUGGGCACAGCCGAGGCUGUCAUCUGUAAGGUGCACCUGAAAAGUUUCAUGGAGCAGCAGGGCUUGUUGGGCUACGACCCCAAUCUAGAUGUGCUUCUUGUGACAGAGGGGACACUCCGGUCCUUGGCUGAGCUGCAGGAAGCUGUUUUGCAGUGCCCAGCCAAAGGCCAGAGCAGUUGCUGCAGCAUUGUGCAUGUGGUGAACUGUGAGGAGGAAUUCCAGCAGCAGCAGCUGGAUGUGCUCUGGAGGAUUUUGGAUCUGGGAGCCCACACAGCUUUGCAGAAACACCUUGUCUGUGGGCCAGUGAAGGUGACCAACCCCUCAUCGCCCAUUGGGGCUGACCAGUACUUCCAGCUCCGAAAGCGCCAGAUGUAUGAAGCCUCUGUGAUAAAGUAUGGGGAGCUUGCUCAAGAUGAGGCCUGGACAGAGGUGAUUGAUGCCUUGACAGUGGCUGCCAUCAAGUUUGAGAUGCUGAGCACUGCUCACCGGAGUCAGAUCACCCUGGACCUGGAGAACAACAGCAUCUCCACAAAGGGAACGAAGAGCGGUGCCUUUGUAAUGUACAACUGUGCCCGACUGGCCACGCUCUUCAACGCCUUCCAGCGGGCUGUGGAGCAGGGCACUUAUCCACCUCUGCCACCAGUGUCUGAACUGAACUUCUCCUGCCUCCGAGAAGAGGGCGAAUGGCUCCUGCUCUUCAAUUAUCUCCUGCCCUUCCCUGAAGUCCUGCAGCAGGCAGCACAGCUGCCCCCACCCUCCAAGGGGAUCCGGAUCACUGCCAGCACAGAGACAGUGUGCAAAUUCCUGAUCCAGCUCAGCAUGGAUUUCAGCUCCUAUUACAACCGGGUGCACAUCCUGGGGGAGCCGUUCCCUCAUCUCUUUGAUCAGAUGUUUGCCCGCCUCCAGCUGCUGGGAGCAGUGAGGGAUGUGUUCCACAGCGCACUGGCAACCCUGCACCUCCCUCCUCUCAGCCAGAUCUGAGCCACCCCUGAAGAGCUGUACCCUGGUGUGAGUCACCUACACACCACAUGCUGUGGGGGGAGAACAGGGACCAUGCUCCUGGCAGGGCGAGGGGCUGCCCCCGUGGCAGGAAAGGUACAGUUCAACCCCACACCUGGCCCAAGGUGUUUGGGGAUUGGUCUGUGCUCUCUGCAGCUGUGCCUAGUGUGGGACAUGGAUGCCCCUCCACAUCCACACCAGCAGAAGAGAAAAGGGCUCCUGUGGCACCCCAGGAGCUGGGCUGGGAGUACUGGGGAGGUGGCACCAGGGACCAGUCCCCACAAAGCCAGACAGAUGCCAACUUCACUUCCCUCAAAAGUUUAUUGAAGGGUGCUCCUUGCUGGCAGGGAGCUCCUGAGGCUCCAGGCUCCUGUUGGGCGGUGAGCCAGGUCCCAGUACUGGGGUCUAAUACAUUUGUUGCUGGACAAA
This is a messenger RNA of Hirundo rustica (Barn swallow), 2063 nucleotides long. It is a transcript of the gene DALRD3, whose product is annotated as DALR anticodon binding domain containing 3. NCBI's taxonomy places the organism in Eukaryota, Metazoa, Chordata, Aves, Passeriformes, Hirundinidae. Gene Ontology annotation, biological process: tRNA C3-cytosine methylation; arginyl-tRNA aminoacylation. The transcript has 13 exons. The record is from RefSeq and is a predicted model, not a curated record. Gene Ontology annotation, molecular function: ATP binding; arginine-tRNA ligase activity; tRNA binding. The coding region runs from base 3 to 1616 and encodes 537 amino acids.